CUCCUCUCUACUAAGCCCGUACACAACAUUCUACUAACAGCACAAGCCUAGAAAUGGGCUGCCACCGACGAUCCAAGCACUUCCAGACACUGAGGGGGGCCCCCCGAGGUCCCAUCAGGGCCCGAUGGACGGCUUCAUUCGGUCUCAGAGAGACCCGGAAGAUGAUGCGGAAUGCCAUGCUGUCCUCCCCGGCCUCGACAGCCGGCACAGAGAUGUCGGCCUUAGACCGCAUUGGAGAGGAAUUGCGCACAAUAGCGGCCUCCAUGGCUACUAAAGGCGACAUGCUCACACACAACACUGCCAUUCAGGAUGCCCUUCACGCGAAAAUAGCGGGGAUCCGGACGGAUGUGGGCGCUCAAGCAGACUGCAUUCAAACCCUGGAGGCAGCAAUGGAAACACAGGCCGCCAGAAACGUCACGAUGGAAGCAGCGCUCGCCAAGCAGGGGGAACUCCUUCUCACCAUGCGGCGUUCUGUGGAAGACUUAGACAACAGGGGCCGUCGUUGUAAUAUUCAAGUCAAAGGGGUCCCGGAGACGGAUGGAGAGGAAAACGCUGAGGAGCUUCUCUCGGGCCUUUUUCGCGCCAUACUGCAACAAGAGGCGCCUCCCUGCUUUAAAUUUGACAGAGCUCACAGAGCUAUGCGGCCUCGAACGCUGGAAGAAGGCCCGAGAGAUCUAAUUUGCUGCCUCCACUCCUACCAAUUGAAGGAGGCCAUCAUGAGGAAAGCUAGGGGGCGCCCCACGUGGCCCUAUAUGGGCACCCAAGUAGCUCUGUACCAGGAUCUCUCCCCUCUGAUGUUGGAUGCGCGGAGGGCCCUCCUGCCCGUGACCACUCUGCUGCGAGACCGAGGCAUUCAAUAUAAGUGGGGAUUUCCAUUUGCCCUCAUGAUACAAUCCCAGGAGGGAUGGACUGCUGCCUGCCACCCUGAUGAAAUUCCGGGCCUUUUGGAGGGACCACCCACACCGGUUCCUGAUUGGAUCAGGGACUCCAUGAGCCAGAGACCCUGA
Molecule: messenger RNA, 1007 nt
Organism: Pelobates cultripes (western spadefoot toad)
Lineage: Eukaryota; Metazoa; Chordata; Amphibia; Anura; Pelobatidae
Source: the annotation of a GenBank genome assembly